Molecule: messenger RNA, 2346 nt
Organism: Aspergillus calidoustus
Lineage: Eukaryota; Fungi; Ascomycota; Eurotiomycetes; Eurotiales; Aspergillaceae
Source: the annotation of a GenBank genome assembly
AUGACUGCUGUCGCCAGUAGGCCCGAAAGUGCUUCUGUGCCCUAUAAAACGAUACCACAUCAAACGCAAGCUAUGCAUGUGUACACGGAUUCGGGAUACGGAGGCUCAGUGCAGUCGAUCCCUUCACGAUCAUCCUCCCUUUCCUCCUUCAAAACCAACUAUAGCGUCUCGACGGUCCCUAUCUCCUCCUCCCCUACGUCCUCAGCCUCAUAUCGCACAUGCGACUCCGCCGCCUCAUUGGACAAGAUCUUGGAAUCUGUACUCAAAAGGGUCCCUCAGGAAGUCUACGAUAAUAUCCUUGACCAGCUGCAUUAUCUGCAUACUGGCCCCAACCAAUCAGGAUGUACGACAUGCUUCCAACGCGACCUGCAUGCCCUCUCCCUUACAUGUCGCCCAUGGGAGAAGGCAGUUCGGGCUCAACUUUAUAACCAUAUUCAUAUAGUUGGAAGUGAUUCCCCCGCCCAGUUGAAGAAAUACCGACUGAAAAGGGGGAGUCGAUUGAAGCUGUUAAGACGAACUCUUCGCGAACGGAAAUUGUUGGCGAACCUCGUCCUCGAACUCCGCGUCCCGCAGGUAGAUCUACUUUUCACAACGGGUAAACAUACUGCUCAAUGGCAAGAGUACCGAGAUCUAGUCGCAUCGGUCGUUAUGGUAUGCCCAAACCUGGAACGAUUACUGGGCCUAACAAUCCCUUUCAACCACGAAUUCGACCGCCUGACGCAUGCAUUAUCCACCCGGCGGAAGCUAAAGGAACACACAUGGAUUCUAUGCGAAGCAACGGAGACAUCCGAAGCUUCCCCACGCAGCACUUCGUGUCCUGGUAGUCUUGGGCCCCUGCAGAUGUUUGAAUUCCUGGAUUACCAUGCUUCAUGGACGAACCUGGAAACCUUGAUGCUCUAUGGCUUCAACCAAAGUGCCCUUGAGCCGAGUAUAUUCCUGCGCAUGAUGAAUCUUCUGCCAUCAUUGCGCAACCUGUGUGUUUCGAAUUUCGAUGCGGAUGCCUUUGCCGAUAGUGCGCUCUUAUGCCUUCCGCCUCUGCAGACACUCCGGCUAGAGAACCUCCCGGGUGUCACUGAUGUGGGUCUAACACAGUACACUUCGCGCUUGGAAUCACAUACCCUCGAAUCUCUGGUUUUGAUCGAACCGAACAUUGAAUCCCUCCUUGUGAUUUCAAAGAUCUUGGCAUCCCUGCGGAACCUGGAGAGGUUCAAGAUUGUCCAAACGACCAAAUGCCCGACGCUGAACACGGAUGGCAUCGUAUUUCAGCCGCUUCUCGCAUCAUCUAGUCUUAAAUUUAUGCACUGGGAUGUUGCAAGCCCAAACCCGACCACCGCCCUCACCAGGCUCGACUUUGCACCUUUCAUCAGACCUCUCCAACAUGUGGAGACGCCCAAUUCGCAUCUUGCCCAGAGCAUUCUUGCUGGUGGUUUCCCACGUCUUGAUGCCCUGCGGGCACCAUCGGAUAUUGAACCCCCAGGCGCUCUGCAAGCCGUUUGUCAGCCAAUUCCCCGGGGACAAGCAUUGUUACAACCGGAUCGAUACAGUCUUCCCCGAAGCUCGCACGGAUCCAUUCCAACCAGGCCAAUGGCGUUACCUGCAGGGAACAAUUUGACUUCGGCACGCAUACGGGCACAGACGUUUAUUGACAUGGCUGCAAGGGACACCGAGAAUGGAAUGCCAGUUUUUGUCACUGACCACUCGGAUUCUUACGUACCAGACAACGCCCUGGAAGGGUCUGACGACGAAGCUGACAUGGAAAUGGAUGAAAGUGGGUUCUGGGAGACACCACUUGACCGGCCAAACAAGAAUCCAGUACCGGAGGACCACGAAGGCCCUGUGACUGUUUUCGAGUUCCGAAUGCCCUCAUACAUGGGCCGAAUUGGUGCCAAGACUAACGAAAAGGACAUUUCGAUACCGCGUUUCAUACUUCGCCCAGAUAUCGCUGGACAGGAAGCUGACGGUGGUUUGGUCAGUUGGAACCAUGUCUUAACGGCCAAUCAGUCUUUGACAUUCGCUGCCGGGGUUGGAGUAAAUUGCUUCGGCAGCAAGAGUCUUAUGAGUCCAACCACUGAAGAGCCACCGUCCCCUGCAUCAACGUCAACCCCGCGGUUCGGCUGGGGUAGCAUUGGAAGUCGCUCAACUUUGGCCACGAGCCCAACGACACCUAGCACGCCGCUUACACCGAUGAGCAUGACCAUGUCGCCUACCGCAGCACUGCCAUGGGAUAAGGACGUUUGCGCAGGCUCCUGGAAUUACAGCCACAAGGCCGGCCGGGACUGGUGGUUUCAUAUGGAGCGAGAACGUCCUGUGAAUUUCGAACUUUACGACGUCAAGAGACUCCUCUAA